GGACCUUAGAUCAAUUAUUGAUCACUGAUCAAGUGUAUUCUCCUCGAACCUGUUGAUUAAUCGAUUAAUUGAUUAAUUGAUUAAUUGAUUAUGUCUGGGAAGUUAAAGAGAACCCCAUUGUUUGGGUAUGAUGGGAAUUUAGGUAUUCCCAUCCUUCCUCCUCUCAAACAUAAACAGGCAAGUUCCGGUCUAAGUAUGGAGGUUGGACUACCCCCACCCAAGGGGUACGCCCCUGUUGGCGUGGCACCCAAGGCGUAUUCAACCCAAGGACAGAAGAAUGGAUACGCCCCCUCCAGCCGUCCAGCUGAUCCAGCCACACCCAACAAAACGGUCAACUUUGGGCUUCCAGCAGAGAACGAGAAGAAGAGAGAGAAAUUUCUAACUGCCAAAUACGGAGCACAUCAAAUGGCACUUAUCAGAAAAAGACUGAGGGUGGAGAUGUGGAUGUAUGAUCAGUUACAAUCUCUCUACACUGAGGAGGAGGGAUUACAUGAUAUUGAGAUAGAUCUCGAUGAAGUUCUAGACAUGGAAGAUGAUAAAAUCAGGAAAACCUAUCUCCAGGAGCUGCUAACAGAUUCCACCAGACCAAUUGAUUUAGUCAAUAAGUUUGUGGAUGAUCUCCUGGAGAAAACAAAAACGCUGUAAACAGUAGCAGAUAUCAGGUCUGCUAUUUGAGAAUAGCAGACGUGCACAGCUGCUAAUUACGGACGUAAGCUGCUUAAAGGCUGCCACCAAUUUCCCACAUUGAGGAAGAAUCUGUUA
This is a messenger RNA of Eurytemora carolleeae, 762 nucleotides long. Its product is annotated as protein phosphatase 1 regulatory subunit 14B. The transcript has 7 exons. Lineage: Eukaryota; Metazoa; Arthropoda; Copepoda; Calanoida; Temoridae. Gene Ontology annotation, biological process: regulation of phosphorylation. The record is from RefSeq and is a predicted model, not a curated record. Gene Ontology annotation, molecular function: protein serine/threonine phosphatase inhibitor activity. Gene Ontology annotation, cellular component: cytoplasm. Bases 91 to 645 code for a protein of 184 amino acids.